AUGAAGUUAUGGCAUCUACAAGCCCAACAGCCGCACACCAUGGCGGAAGCCACAGCAUCGGAAGCGGAAAUCGUCGAGCCCACCACCGCGGACGCAGCCGUAGACAUGGCUGUCGAAAGUUCCGAACCCGCCGGCAUUAACUCAGCACCAAACGACGAGCCCCACCAGAAGCGGAGUAGAGAGAACAACGAUGACGAAGUAGACGGUGUUCCGAAGAAGCAGAAGGUGGAGCCGAACGAGGAAAGGGAACCUCUGAACGGGGAGGAUGAAGAAGGGAAGAAACCUUCUGGUCCCGUGAAACUGGGUUUCAUAAGCUUCGCCUCUUCUGUGGAAAUGUUCGAUUACUUCAACAAUCUCCUUCAUAGCUGGCCCCCUUAUCUCAAUCUUAACCAGUAUGAACAUAAAAUGUUACUGGAAUUGCUGAAAACCGGCCAUACAGAGCCUGAUGAUAAGAUUGGUGGAGGAAUCCGAGUUUUUCAAGUACGCAACCAUCCCACGUGGAAAAGUAGGUGCUUCUUCCUCAUAAGGGAUGAUGAAUCUGUUGAUGAUUUUAGCUUCCGCAAAUGUGUAGAUCAUAUUCUUCCGUUGCCAGAAGAGUUUCAAGUGAAACCUGAUGCAAACAGGGCAUUAGGUGGAGCAAAAAAUCAUCAUAGAGGGAAAAGUGGUGGUGGGAAAGGUGGACGUGGCCAUGGGAAAAAGGGAGGAUCGAGACAUUGA
Messenger RNA from Sphenostylis stenocarpa, 717 nucleotides. Lineage: Eukaryota; Viridiplantae; Streptophyta; Magnoliopsida; Fabales; Fabaceae. The record is from the annotation of a GenBank genome assembly.